AUGCCACCCAAACGCAAAGCGGGCAUUCCACCCAAUGCUGCCUCUGCCAACGACUAUACCGACAACGCUGGCGACGCGCCCAACAAGCGGUCUCGAAUAUCUAAACCUUUGUCGAAGCCAUUCACGAAAGGCGCACAACCGGCCGAGUCCGUGGCGGGAGUCAAUGCGAACAUAGCGCCAGGAGAAGGCUUCAAGGAGGAGGAAUCAAGCUUCGAUCAUUCGCGGCCGGAGGAAAGAGUUGGAAUUGUGGAUAGACGGUAUUACCCUGCUGAAAUGAGCAGUGAAAGAUGUACGAUGUAUAACGCGGACGAGAUACCGCGGCCGAUUGAAAUAUUGAACAAGACGCUCGAAGAAACAAGAAACGGACGGGAAGAGAUUCGGACUGGCAAGGCGGGCGGAACGGGCGAUGCGGUCGUGCAUUGGUUCAAGCGUGAUUUGCGUAUCCGCGACAACACAGCGCUCUCGCAGGCAGCAGCAUUGGCGAAGGCGAAGGGUGUGGGGCUGAUAUGCGUCUGGAUUAUGAGUCCAGAGGAUUGGAAAGCACAUCUAGUGAGCCCUGCCAAGUGCCAUUUCGAGCUCAGAUCGGUACAGUUGCUAGGAGAGGAGCUAGAGGAAUUAGGCAUACCGCUUUACAUUGAGAAAGUGGAGAAGAGGAAGAACGUGACAAAGCGAUUAGUGGAUUUAGCGCAGGAGUGGAAGGUGAGGAACGUGUUCUGCAACUUGGAGUACGAGCCCGAUGAGCUGCGGCGAGAAGAGCGGCUCGUGCGCUUGAUGUUGGAGAAAGAAAUCAAUUUCGAUCCGCAACACGAUGACUGCGUAGUACCACCAGGGAGUCUGAAGACGGGUACAGGAAAGCAGUAUGCUGUGUACUCACCUUGGUAUCGCGCAUGGGUAGCACAUUUACACGCCCAUCCGCAUCUACUCGACGAGCGCCCCAUGCCUGGAAAGAACCCUCUCGGUUUCCGAGAAAAGUUUGGGAGGCUUUUCGACUCCCAGAUCCCGGGCCUGCCACAAUGCAAGAACCUGACAGAGAAGGAUAAGGACAAGUUCCAUCACAUGUGGCCAGCAGGUGAAGCAGCGGCAAUCGAUAGAGUGGAGCACUUCUUGACCGAGAAAGUCGGCAAAUAUACCGCAACUCGCAAUUUUCCUAGCAAAAAUAGCACUGGGCGCGUGAGUGUGCAUCAUGCGGCUGGCACACUAGCUGCACGGACGAGUGUACGUAUGGCGAGGGACGUGAACUCGACCAAACGCCUCGACGCUGGUGUUGAUGGAAUCAAAGGAUGGAUAUCAGAAGUAGCAUGGCGUGACUUUUACAGACACGUGCUCGUGCAUUGGCCGUAUAUCUGUAUGAACAAACCUUUCAAGUUCGAAUACACAAACAUCGAAUGGGAGUACAACGACGCGCACUUCCGUGCCUGGGCCGAAGGCCGCACCGGCUACCCCAUCGUCGACGCUGCAAUGCGCUCCCUCAAAGAAACAACAUACAUGCACAACCGUCUGCGCAUGAUCACCGCCUCUUUUCUCGCCAAGCACCUCCUUCUCGACUGGCGCCUGGGCGAGCAGUACUUUAUUUCACACCUCAUUGACGGGGAUUUUGCAUCUAAUAACGGCGGUUGGGGCUUCAGUUCAUCGACUGGCGUCGAUCCACAGCCUUACUUUCGCGUCUUUAAUCCGUGGCUGCAGAGCGAGAAGUUCGAUGAAGACGGCGAGUUUAUCAGGACGUGGGUGAAGGAGUUGGAGGGCGUCGAGGGAAAAGCGAUACAUAAUCCGUAUGCGGCGGGUGGUAAGGCUAAGGAGAUUGCGAAGGAAAAUGGGUAUCCGGAGCCAAUUGUAGAACACAAGUUCGCGAGGGAGAGAUGCCUUGCGAGAUAUAAAGCCGGGAUCGGGAGGGAGACGGCGUAG
Messenger RNA from Cucurbitaria berberidis CBS 394.84, 1902 nucleotides. RefSeq names its product photolyase. Gene Ontology annotation, molecular function: DNA binding; FAD binding. Bases 1 to 1902 code for a protein of 633 amino acids. Gene Ontology annotation, cellular component: nucleus; cytoplasm. Gene Ontology annotation, biological process: entrainment of circadian clock by photoperiod; circadian regulation of gene expression. The transcript is spliced from 2 exons. The record is from RefSeq and is a predicted model, not a curated record. Lineage: Eukaryota; Fungi; Ascomycota; Dothideomycetes; Pleosporales; Cucurbitariaceae.